AAUGUUUAAACUAAAAUAAGCAUCAAAAGAAAAUGUGUUUCUGACUGGGCUAAGGGUUUUCUCCCUAUUGUAACAAAAAUUAUAAGGGUUUCCUCCCUACGCAGCCACCACCACUAUCACGGCCGCUUCGCCGCCGCCACCACCAUAACCACCACCACUGCUUCGCCACCUAGCCUUCAUCCGCCUGUAUCGGAGCGCCUCCUUCAAGAACGGGUCUCAAUUAUAUUCAAUUGAGACUGAUUUCAUGAAAGCACAGCUCCAAUGAGUGAUCCUCCAGCUAAAUCGCGUGCCCAGCCGGACGAAGAUUCGCCGGUAAGCCUCCCUGAUGAACUUAUUACUGAAGUUCUUUCCUUUGCCGAUGCAAAGACUCUUAUGCAAAUGCGAUGCGUAUCCAAGUUUUGGAAUUUUAUUGUUUCUGAUCCUAAAUUUGUGAAACUUCACUUUAAGCGUUCUGCGCGAAACCCUCACCUGACUCUAUUUUUGAGUAAAUCCCACCUUGAUGGGGAUAACAAUGUUGUACCCUUCUCUGUAAGUCGGUUGAUCGAGAACCCACUGAUCACCCUUCCAAAUAACCCUUAUUAUCGAUUAAGGGACAAGGAGUGCCGCUUUGUUAUUGGUUCUUGCAAUGGAUGGCUUUGUUUACUUGGUUAUUCUUGUCUCUCUGACUACAGACAGAUCUGGUUCCGUUUCUGGAACCCUGCCACAGGUAAAAUGUCCCAAAAAUUAGGGUACAUGUGGGAUCAUAUGUUGGGCCUGUAUACUCAUUUUAAGUUUGCGUUUGGUUAUGAUAAUUUAUCGGAGACUUAUAAGAUUGUGUUGUCAAUUUUGGAUGAAGCUGCAAAUAGAACUAAUGUGCGAGUUUUAAGUGUGGGUGAUAAUAAUUGGAGGGCUAUUCAAAGUUUUCCUGCUGUUUCUCUUCCUUUCCGCUAUAGUAAUCCUGGUGUGAAUGAUGGUGUGUAUUUGAAUGGUAGUCUUAAUUGGUUAGCUCUUCGCUGUUACUUUCAAUCUAAUGGUGCUUAUGGUUGGAAGAGUAUUAAUGUUAGGCAGUUUGUGAUUAUUUCACUUGAUCUGGGGACGGAGACCUACAGACACUUGAUGCCUCCUUAUGGUUUUGAUGCAUUGUCACCUGUAGAGCCAUCUAUAUGUAUAUUGAUGGACUGUCUUUGCUUUUCUCAUGAUGAUAAGAGAACUCAUUUUGUUAUAUGGAAGAUGGAAGAAUUUGGAGUUGAAGAGUCUUGGGCUCAACUUCUUAGAAUCAGUUACCAGGAUCUUCAGAGUGUGCAUCAUGACGUUGUUGACUUGCAAUAUUCUCAAUGGUUGCCAUUGCACCUUUCUGAUCAUGCCAAUACACUGAUAUUGGCUAACAACCAAGAAAGGCAGGCAAUUCUAUAUAAUAUAAGAGACAAUAGAGCAGUGCGAACUAGAAUUACCGAUGAAAUACAAUGGUUCUCCGCUAAGGUCCACAUCGAAAGCUUGUUUUCUGACAUUUUGGAACUUCAGGCACUUCAACCCUAAUUAAUGGUACAUUCUGGGAUGGUGGGAGAAAAAGAAGUAAGAAGCUUAUUUGGAGCUACAGUUACAGUACUCGUUUUGUACCAGACAUUUAUGGCCCUCUUGAUGUCUUUCGUUUAGGUUUCUUCGAAAACAUUUGAAGCAACUCACUGCUUAAUAGUUGUUCUGUUUUACAACUCUUCUCCUGCCUGUUUGUUUAGAAGCAGGCAUCUAUCUAGCUCUUUCAAGUUUUUGUUUGAUUAUAAUAAUUCAUCAGACACUUGGAACAUGGUGGUCCAUGGCGCUAAACUUCAAUGUUCACAUUAAAGGUCAAGUGAGAACCGGAGUGAGAGCUUUCGGUUUGGGUGGCAAUGCUUUGAUAAAUUUUAUUAGUUUUCUCUUGGUCUCUUCAGUUGCACUAUAUUUGUCCCCGGGUGGCUGGUGGUGUGUAUUGGAUGGAUGCUCUUAACUGGUUGGCCAUUUACAAUAAUUUCAGAUGAUGUGGAGUUGAGAAGUCUUAGACUCAAGGGUUGUCAGUGCACUUUUCUGAAAAUGGAGAUACAUUGAUAUUGGCAAACAAUCUAGAAGACCAAGCAAGUCUCUAUGAUUGGAAAGUAAAUAGAGUAGCGAGAACUAUACUUACUAAUAAAAUAUGUUGGCUCUUUUCCAAGUAUUUUGUUCAAACUUCGGUUUCUUCUUUCUGAAAAAGCAACUCCUUUUUUACUCGUCAGUUUGCAAAAGUUGGAAAAAGUGUUACCCUAAGUUCAACUUCAAUUGAAAUAUGCCCUUAAUUUUACACUAGUCAGUGAUAAAAGGCUUCUAGAUUUUUUGGUUGCAGUUCACAUGCUUUCCCCCCUUGAUAGCAUCAACCUGAAAUGCAAGAGUAGAUACUCCAUUGAAUUCAUAAUGACUCUGCAAUGAAUCAAAAUUCCAGAACCUUUACCCUCUUGGCUUUAUUUUCAUUCACUAAAACUACACAUGGCUAGUUUCCUCACAAUUUCACAAAGACAAAGAUAACUUUUUUUUUUUAAUAAUUUAAAUGGCACAUGACUCAACUCAUUAUAUUAAAGCUUUGCAAACCAAUUAAAUUGUGCAUUCUUUUUAAUAACACCUCCUUAUCUUCAUGUAAGCACAUUUAUCAUGUGUGGUUGUGUAGGGACAUAAGGUGCAGGAGUGCAGGUUCGGAGGGCAGGUUCGAACCCAUGAUGUUUCACUUGUUUAUCUUUAAUUUCAGUCAUUAGACUACUUAUAAAAAAAAUACACAUUUACUGUUUUAUACUCUAUUUUAACAUGAAUGUUGCUAUGCUUCAAAAACAAAAAGGUGUUGUUAUAGUUAUAAGAAAAAAGGUUAUUUUAUUGCAUUU
Messenger RNA from Lathyrus oleraceus (garden pea), 2855 nucleotides. RefSeq names its product F-box/kelch-repeat protein At3g23880. The transcript has 7 exons. The record is from RefSeq and is a predicted model, not a curated record. Bases 262 to 1515 code for a protein of 417 amino acids. Lineage: Eukaryota; Viridiplantae; Streptophyta; Magnoliopsida; Fabales; Fabaceae. Gene Ontology annotation, molecular function: protein binding.